Messenger RNA from Aspergillus aculeatus ATCC 16872, 1131 nucleotides. Its product is annotated as alkene reductase. Gene Ontology annotation, molecular function: NADPH dehydrogenase activity; FMN binding. NCBI's taxonomy places the organism in Eukaryota, Fungi, Ascomycota, Eurotiomycetes, Eurotiales, Aspergillaceae. The record is from RefSeq and is a predicted model, not a curated record. The transcript has a single exon. Bases 1 to 1131 code for a protein of 376 amino acids.
AUGACAGAAUCACGCCUCUUCAAGCCUCUCCAAAUCGGCGCCAUCCAAGUCCAGCACCGCAUCGGAAUGGCCCCAUUAACGCGCCGCCGCGCCACUCCGGACCGCAUCCCCACACCCCUCAUGAAAGAAUACUACACCCAACGCGCCUCUGAGCCCGGCACCCUCAUCAUCACGGAGGGAACCUUGGUCUCCGCCACCGCAUGCGGCGGGUUCUCCAACGCCCCCGGCAUCUGGCGGGCGGACCAGAUCGCGGCGUGGAAAGAGAUCACCGACGCGGUGCACGCGCGCGGCAGCUUCAUCUACGUGCAGCUAUUCGGAAUGGGCCGGGCGGCGGACCCGGAAGUAGCUGCGAGCGAAGGAAUCGACAUCGUUGCGCCAAGCGCGAUCCCGAUCCCGGAGGACGAGAACCCCGCCGCGCCGACACCGCGGGCCAUGACUCGGGCUGAGAUCCGGCAGACGGUCGUUGACUUCGCGAAAGCAGCGCGGAACGCUCGCGCGGCCGGCUUCGAUGGCGUCGAAGUCCACGGCGCCAAUGGAUAUCUCCUUGAUCAAUUCCUGCAGGACACGAGCAACCAGCGCAAUGACGAGUACGGGGGCAGCGUCGCGAAUCGGUCCCGGUUGCUCUAUGAGGUGCUGCAGGCGACGGUGGAGGCGAUCGGCGCGGACCGCGUGGGACUCCGGUUGAGUCCCUGGUCCCGGUUCCAGGGUAUGCGCAUGGCUGAUCCGAUCCCUCAGUUUGCGGACAUUAUUGACCGGGCUAGCGGGUUGGGGCUGGCGUAUCUUUCACUCGUUGAGACGCGGAUAUACGGCGCGUGGGUCUAUGACGGCAGCGUGGAUGAGAGCCACGAGACGUUGGACUUUGCGAUCGAGCGCUGGGAUGGGCCGAUUCUGGUGGCUGGGGGUUAUGGACUAGACAAGGCGCAGAAGCUGGUGGAUGAGCAAUACCCAAACAAGGAUAUCAUGGUGCUGUUCGGACGGCAUUUCAUUUCGAAUCCGGAUCUGGUGUAUCGGCUUAAGGAAGGAGUCGAGUUGUCCAAGUACCAGCGUGAGACGUUUUAUCAACUCAGUUCGGCGUUGGGAUACGUGGACUAUCCAUUUAGCAGGGAGUACCCGGCGACUGUGGGUGCCUAA